This is a messenger RNA of Motacilla alba alba, 3806 nucleotides long. It is a transcript of the gene SSB, whose product is annotated as small RNA binding exonuclease protection factor La. Gene Ontology annotation, molecular function: RNA binding. Gene Ontology annotation, biological process: RNA processing; positive regulation of translation. The record is from RefSeq and is a predicted model, not a curated record. The transcript is spliced from 12 exons. The coding region runs from base 2228 to 3451 and encodes 407 amino acids. Gene Ontology annotation, cellular component: ribonucleoprotein complex; cytoplasmic stress granule; nucleus. NCBI's taxonomy places the organism in Eukaryota, Metazoa, Chordata, Aves, Passeriformes, Motacillidae.
GGGCGUGCCCUGCCGGGCUCGGUGCCGCCUUCUGAGGAGCGCCGGGCCGCGCCGGGGCAGGGCUGGCGGCGGGGCCCGGCGGCCGGGCCGGGCCGGAGGGAGGCAGGGAGGGUUCCCGGAGCGGGGAGCACGUGCCGUCGCUGCCGGCGGAGGCGCGGAGCGGGCCCGGCCGUGCCGCUGCCGCCGCGGUCACUUCCCGCCAGCAGCGCUUCCCGCGGCGCUCGGUGCGCGCUGCGGGGCUCGGGCUCUGCCGGGGAAGCGCAGCCGGCGGCACCGCUCCCGCUGCGGGGAGCCGGGCCCGGCCGAGGGCAGCGCUCCCGCUUCUGCUGGGCAGAGGUGUCUGCUGGCCGGAGGCUGGGCCACGGCGCCCGAGGCUGUCCCAACAGGGGUAUGUUGCCCCUGCAGGCAUGAGAAAGUGUCAACAGCAAACUGAUGGUCUCCUGGCACAGGUCAGGGGACGAUAUUUCAAUUACUUAAGGAAUUCUAAGAAUUUUUUCCGACAUAGCACUGAUUCUACUAAAAAAAAUCUGUUAAAGUUAACAUCAGUGAAAAUGUGUGGCUGUAUUUACUCCUUACCCUUAAAUACCUCUUAUGCAGGGGUUCCUGAAGGAGGCAUAGUAUGAGUAACAGAUCCAUGUUACCUUAUCGGGAAGGGUUUCUUAUUGAAAAAAAGCCUUUCACUCUAUUACAGUAAUGGUAGAAUAGUCAGCCUGCAACUAAACUUUGUUUUGAGCUUGAAACUAAAUGUAGAGGAAAAUCUACUUUGAGAGUUCUUUUGAGAUGAUCUAGCUAAUACAGUGAUCUAGCUAAUACAGUGUGGGAUCUAAUUGUUCUAGUUACGGGGGUUGACUGUAAUUGUUUAUAAAUUAAACUUAAUGACUACUUGCUUUAUUUUAACCUUUUUUUUAAUGUUUCAUGUGGUACUGAUACAGACUUUUGGCACAUGGAAGGAACAAGUUAGUAUAGUUUAUUAAGAAAGCCCUUAAAAUCUUUUGUAGGAUUUUGCAUGCAGUUCAGACUGUGAUUGCUGUUCAUUGGAGCUUUUUGUCAGUGUUCACUGCUGCACAGCAACUGAAAACUAUUGAUCUGGAAGUUGUCUUGUGCCAAAUGACUGAGCUAAAGAGUCUGAAGUGAGCAUGUGCAUAUGCAAAGCCUAGAAUUUCACUUAAAUUAGAAGGCUGCUUCUGCUUUUGUUCUAAAUAGGUUAGAGCUCAGUCACUGAACUGAAUUCCAUGCAUGGCAAGUUUGAGUCUUUCUUAGUCUUCCCUACUAAGACUACUAAGUUUGUUACUUGCAGCAGAAAGGAUGCUUUUCAGAAAACUUACCCAUGUAUAAGACUUAUUCUAAAGGACUUGUCCUAAGUCUUGUGUUGGAUCAUGCUUUUUGGUAUUUACCUUGAAAACACUGCUAAGGAAGUAGACUUUGUUUUUUUUUCUUCUUAACAGUGAAGCUGAGCCUUAUGUAAAAAUUGAGUUUUUGGUUUUGAGUAUUUUGGUACUUGGGCUGAGGCAGACUGGGACAGCAGGCAGAAACUGCUCUGUAGGUUGCCAUUAAAUUAAAUCAGAUCGGGUAUAAUGUAAAAUAGAACACUGAUUUCUCUCACAAGCAGGGUGUUAGGACAGUACCAGCACCUGAGUGGUGGGGAAGUGUUAGUCUCCUGCAGUCAGGGCGGCUCAUGUGGGGCGUCUCUGAAGUAACUGCAACUCUCAGCUUGGGUGCUCCCGCCUGGGUUUUGUAAUGUGCUUUAUAGAUAAAUGGAUCACACUCAGCAUAGCUGGCAACUAACACUUGUUGAAAUCAUGCUUUAAAGAGUGUUACAGUGUUAGGUACAGGUGCAAGCACAGCACCUUUCAAGGCUGUAAGUGCUGAAGAACUACAAGUAAGUUCCAAGGAUUGAAUGUGGCUUUGAGAUCAGGAAGAGGAGGAAAUGGCAAUACUGCAGACUGCAGUAGGCUGAACAGUUACUGGGGAAUUACACUACUAAAAGAAGAAGAUGAGGCUGCCAACAGGGCAUUCUGAUGAAGAACAUAAUUUCCUGUAACAAGGGCACCUGAGGGGAGUUUUCCCUGCUUCUUUGUUGCCAGUCAUCUAGACGCUAUGAAAGAUGUUACUGCCCUGCAAGCAGCAGAAGAGCAGAAGGUGUAUGGUCAAAUCUCCCCAUGAACUGUGCAAGACAUGAGUGCAAAACCAUCUCUGCCAGCAGCCUCUGUGAUCACAGCUGGUGAAAAUGGCUGAAAAUGGAAAUGGUGAAAACAUGUCUAUCUUGGAAAGCAAAAUCUGUCAGCAAAUUGAGUACUAUUUUGGCAAUCACAAUUUACCAAGAGACAAGUUUCUAAAGGAACAGAUCAAACUAGAUGAUGGCUGGGUACCUUUAGAAGUAAUGAUCAAAUUCAACAGGUUAAGUCGCCUUUCAAAAGAUUUUGGUGUUAUUGUAGAAGCACUGAGAAAAUCCAAGACUGGUUUAAUGGAAAUAAAUGAAGACAAAACUAAAAUCAGAAGAUCUCCAAAUAAACCCCUUCCUGAAUUAAAUGACCAGUAUAAGGCUGCAAUUAAAAACAGAUCUGUAUACGUUAAAGGCUUUCCACUAGAUGCUACUCUUGAUGAUAUCAAAGAAUGGCUUGAGGAUAAAGGUCCAGUUGAAAAUAUUCAAAUGAGGAGAACAUUGCAGAGAACGUUUAAGGGCUCAAUAUUUGCAGUUUUUGACAGUGUUGAAUCUGCUAAGAAGUUCACAGAGAUACCAAAUCAAAAGUACAAAGACACAGAGCUGAUAGUACUUUUCAAGGAGGAGUAUUGUACAAAGAAGAAUGAAGAAAGGAAACAAAACAAAGUAGAAGCAAAAGCAAGAGCUAAACAGGAAAAAGAAGAAAAGCAGAAACAAGCAGCAGAUGCUGAAAUGAAGUCUCUGGAAGAAAAGACAGGAUGUCUUUUGAAGUUUUCUGGUGAUCUAGAUGACCAAACGUGCAGAGAAGACCUCCAUGAUGUAUUUUCUGGUCACGGAGAAAUCAAGUGGAUACACUUUGUUAGAGGUGCUAAAGAGGGAAUUAUCCUAUUUAAGGAUAUUGCCAAAGAAGCUCUGGAAAAAGCCAAAGCAGCACAUAAUGGAAACUUGCAGCUCCGGAACAAGGAUGUUUCAUGGGAAGUGCUAGAAGGAGAUGCAGAGAAAGAAGCUCUGAAAAAAAUCCUGGAAGAUCAGCAGGAAUUGCUGAAACAGAAAACAAAAGGGCGCAAAAUCAAAGGAAAAGGAAGAGGGGGAAAGAUACCUCAGGGUACACAAAAAGGAAAAAUACAGUUUCAGGGCAAGAAAAUAAAGUUUGAGAAUGAUGAAGAAGAUGGUGAAAAUGAUACUAAAACAGAACCAGCAAGUCCCAAGAAGAGACCACUAGAGGAAACAGAAAAGGAAGAACCUGCACCAAAACAACUGAAAACAGAAAAUGGAGAUGGCAAUCAGUAAUAGUCAAAUAAAAGAAUUAAAAAAAUUAGUGGUUUUAUUGUUCCAUUUCCAACAGAUUUUAAAUACAUGCCUCAGUUCAGGACUUUUUGGCAGAAAAUCUAAUGAAAUCCACUUCAAUGUCAACCUACAAUUAGAGAAAAGUUUCAUUUUAUUGGGUUACAGCUUUUUUUUUGUUUAAGAAGCAUGCUUACUGCUAACACAAAAACCUUGAAAACUUUUCUAUUUAUAGUUUUGUUUAUACUGUCAGAUCUUCUCGAUUUGUCUGGCAUCUCAUUCAAAUGUAAAAGGUUUUGGACUUUGUAAUAUUGUGGUUAUGUUUAAUAGCAGCUGGCAAUAAAUUCAGAACUUAAAACUG